Molecule: messenger RNA, 4543 nt
Organism: Cydia pomonella (codling moth)
Lineage: Eukaryota; Metazoa; Arthropoda; Insecta; Lepidoptera; Tortricidae
Product: ATP-dependent RNA helicase DDX42
Exons: 15
Coding region: 228-2492 (754 amino acids)
Molecular function (GO): ATP binding; RNA helicase activity; nucleic acid binding
Source: RefSeq, a predicted model, not a curated record
UUGAUUGUGUUGUAUGAUUGUACACGAAUUAUAUUUUAGGAAUAUCAGCCAUAAUAAGGCUGAAUUGACGUUAAAUUAGAUUAAUUAAACGUCAAAUAGUGUACUUAUUCCUUGUUAUAAAUAUAAAUUUCUUGUAUGCGACAUACAAGUUAACCUUAUAAGUGUUAUGAGAAUAUCAGUGUCCGUGCUAGAUUUUAUCGUAUUCUAGUUAAUUUUAGUCGUUAAAGAUGAGUUAUAAUUCGGGUGGGAGUGGGAGUAAGGGCUUCGGGUUCGCCGGGUUCGCGAUGCCGAAGCGAAACCCGUCUAAUGUGUCCCUACACGCCGUGCCGCCUCCGUCAUCGCAGAUGAAUGCGGUGCCGCCGCCAAGCUCCGGGCUGUCCAAGCAGGGUUACUCUACUAUGACAGCGAUAACCCAGAACGCUGUGACGGGCAACUGGGGUACAUUGGGCAAGAAACGGUCCAAGACUGAGGAUGAAUACUUUGAUGAGGAUGAUGAACCCCCAACUCCAGCGUUGGCCUACAUCCCAGCACCAGGCAGCCCAACCUAUGAGGCUGCUGCCAGAGCUAAGCAAGCGGAAGACGAAGAAGAAGAUCCUCUGGAUGCUUUCAUGGCCGGACUGGAGCAGCAAGCGGCGAAGGACCUUGUUCAGAGCAAGGAGAACGCGUGUAAGACGGACUCUGGCCGCGGCGCAAGGCAGGACAUCGACGAUAUGGACGACGAGGAGAGCUACUACAAGUACAUGGAGGACAACCCGCUCAACAACGCCGAUGACGGUUCCGACGUCGAAAUAGAAUACGAUGAGGAUGGCAACCCCAUAGCACCCCCCAAAAAGAAGUUCAUUGACCCCCUUCCCCCUAUAGACCACUCCGAGAUCGAAUAUGAACCGUUUGAGAAGAAUUUCUAUACACCUCAUGAGGAUAUUGAGAAGUUAGAUCACCAACAGGUUGAGGAAUUGAAGAAAACACUUGGAAUCAAGGUGACAGGCCCAGACCCCCCCAAGCCCGUAACCAGCUUCGGGCACUUCGGAUUCGACGAGCAACUGAUGAAGGCGAUCCAGCGCUCAGAAUACACGCAACCUACUCCAGUUCAAGCCGCUGGUGUACCCGCUGCACUCUCUGGAAGGGAUCUUAUUGGUAUUGCUCGUACAGGUUCUGGUAAAACAGCAGCGUUCCUCUGGCCAUUACUGGUCCACAUCAUGGACCAGAAGGAACUCGCGCCGGGCGACGGGCCCAUCGGUCUCAUAUUGGCACCCACCAGAGAAUUAGCCCAGCAGAUUUACAUGGAGGCGAAGAAGUUUGGCAAAGUAUACAACAUCAGAUGUGUGUGCUGCUACGGUGGCGGCUCCAAGUGGGAACAAACCAAAGCUUUAGAGGGUGGUGGUGCUGAAAUAAUAGUGGGUACGCCAGGGCGGGUCAUCGACCUUAUCAAGUGUAAAGCCACAAACCUCCGCCGUGUGACGUACCUCGUGCUCGACGAAGCUGAUCGGAUGUUCGACAUGGGUUUCGAGCCCCAAGUCCGUUCAAUAUGCAAUCACGUGCGUCCCGACCGACAAGCACUUCUGUUCUCCGCUACGUUCCCUCGCCGCGUGGAGCGGCUCGCGCGCGACGCGUUGCACGACCCCGUGCGCGUGCUGCACGGUGCGGCCGGCGAGGCCAGCGCGCUCGUGACGCAGCGAGCACAUAUAUUCAACAAGCCGGAGGAGAAAUGGACGUGGCUACUGAAUAAUCUAGUCGAGUUCCAGUCUGCGGGGAGUGUUCUAAUAUUCGUCACCAAAAAGCUCGAAGCGGAGCAAGUGGCAGCAAAUCUUGGCGUCCAGCAAUACGAUGCGUUAUUACUACACGGAGACAUGGAACAAGCUGAUCGUAACAAAGUCAUCACGGCGUUCAAACGACAGGAGGUCAACAUUCUCGUUGCGACUGAUGUUGCUGCGCGCGGUCUGGACAUCCCACACAUCCGCACUGUCAUCAACUACACCGUGGCGCGCGACGUGGACACACACACGCACCGCGUCGGCCGCACCGGCCGCGCCGGCGUCCGCGGCGACGCCUACACGCUGCUCGACCGCGCCAAGGACAAGGACUUCGCUGGACACUUGCUUAGGAACCUGGAGCAGGCUCAACAGGAGGUCCCUGAAGAUCUGAUGCAGCUAGCGAUGCAGUCCGCGUGGUUCCGCAAGUCGCGCUUCAAGAAGGGCAAGGGCAAGAACCUGAACAUCGGGGGCUGUGGACUUGGAUAUAAGGAGCGGCCAGGGCUACCAGCGCAUACAGACGAGCCGACAGUAGCGCCCCCUACUGAAAAGACUGGCGGACCCGCUACGGACCGUCUUUCGUCACUCAAGCAGGCUUUCCGCUCGCAAUACAACCAGUUCACGGCGUCGUCGGACCACUCUUGGGAGCAGACGCUGGCGAGCAGCAUCCAGCCCGGCGUCAACGCGCCGGCGCGGCAGGAGGACCGCGUGCGCAGGAGCGGCAAGCGCAGCCGCUGGGAGUAGCGCAGGGGACUGUUCUCGGACCCAUGUUCUUCCUCGUUCGCUUUUAGUUUGGAGAAGCGCAAGGGACUCUCGGACCGACAUUGUUCCUAGUUUAUUUUGGAAUACCACAAGGCAAUAUGGGAUCGCUACCGCUAUUAUUCCUCUUUUAUUUUGGAGUACCGCAAGGCAAUCUUGAACCGACAUUGUUCCUAGUUUGUUUUGGAGUACCACAAGGCAAUCUUGAACCGCUACUGUUCCUCGUUCCCACUUGUAUCAGAGUACAAGGCGACAUCAGCAACAAUGGAUCGGGAGUAUUCCUCGUUGACGUUUAUCUCUGAGUACCACAAGGCAAUAUGUGACCGCUACUGUUCCUUGUUAAUGGCUGUCGCUUAAGGAACUAUUCUUGGGCAUCUAAGUUACUCCCAGAAUUUCAUUAAUUACUUGAAAAAUAAUGAGAUCAUUCACAAAUGAAUUCCGAUUGUCAGUCUUAUGAUAAUUGCGCAACGGCGGCAAGAGCAGCCGCUGGGAGUAGCGCAGGGUUCUGUUCUCGGACCGAUAUUAUUUUUCCUCGUUUCUAUUCUUGGGCUGAUAUUGUACUUUUAGGCUGUAACUUUACGUUUCCAUUAAUUAAUUCAUAAAAAAUGUGUUUACCUCAAGCCAAUAUUAUUAUUUAUUUAUUUUUCACCUCACAAAGGAUACAUUUAACAAUUAGUAUUAUAUAGAGCAAAGGCAAAUUCGAUAAUAUUGGACUGCUAUUGUUUGAAUGGUAGACCACAGGCCAAGCUAAAAUGGCGUCUCAUUGGCUAGGCCCCCAUACAUUCUAAGAGCGCCAUCUAGUAACCGUUUUUUUAUCCUUAUCACUAUUAUAACUUUUUAGUAAUUGACAACCAUUGGUGAUUCUAACUUUUAAAUUCACAUAUGAACACGGUUCUUAUAGUACUUCCUAAUAUGCAUGGAAUGGGUUAAAGACACAUCACCAAUUUUGUUAUUAAUUCUCGAGUUAAGAGUGGCAAUGUUAUGUGAAAUUGUGAAUUAGGACAACUUGCAAAUUAUAUCAAUCUCAAGUCGGACUGUUUUCUAAAAUUGUGUAUGUUGAGUUUGUUUUUUAGAGUUUCGUUUCUUAAAUAUAGAGCAUUCUGGUAUUUAUAAUGUACUAUUUAUCCAAAAAUAAUGGGACUAACUAGUAUUUUUUUAAGUAAAAUUAUAUUAUUUCACGUUUUAAACAAUUCUGUUAAUAUAUUGUUGGUUUUUUUUCAUGUUCGGAUGAAUAUAAUUAUAACUUCUAUGAGUUCCAUAACUACAUGGUUUAUGAAAUAGGUCCAGAGUAUUAGCAUACUUAAUUAAAGUGGAACCUGGAAAAUAAAUUUAAAACAAUGAAAUUUUUAACUUAUUGUAUUGUGAUUUUCGAUAGUGGUUAUCGCAUGGUCGUUCGAAACUGUAACCUAAAAAUAUUAAAAUAAGGCACAUAUUUGAUAGGUAAGUUUUAAACUAAACUUUGCAAAGAUAUAAUUAUAUUAAAUGAAUUGAUAUACAAAAUAGAGUGGGUUUAUAAAAUAUUAACUCACAGUACAAAAUUAAUAAUCCUCAAACUAUGAAAGGUAAUUUUGAUAUUCGGUAGUUUAGUCUAGGCCUAUGUCUACAGAUGUAGAAGUUACGGAAAGUUUAAAAGUUCUAGGAAAUUUUAGGAAAAUUUAAAGGAAACAUGGGUAACUUUCAUAAUGGAAAGGGAAAAUUAUGAUUCCCAUACAAAACAUCAUUGUUUUGUAUGGGAAUCAUAAGUUUUCGAUUUUAUCAACGUGGAAAUUUCGCGACUUUGGUGGCUUUGACGAUACAUCAGACGCGUAGGUCUAGAAAUUGUAGCACUUUCUCUGUAAAAAAAGAAAAUGGUUAAAUCCGUGCUAGAUUUAUGCCAACACGAUUACCUAAGGAAUUUAUUAAAAACGGUACAACGAUGCCUUAUAUGUGGGCUUGUGUAUAACAUUGUAAUAUCGUAGGACACAAAUUGUAUGUGAUGUGAAUGAAUUGUUAAUUUAACUCUUAUGUAAAUAAUAAUAAAGUCCUAUUUCAAGUGA